Aspergillus calidoustus is the source of this 546-nucleotide messenger RNA. The record is from the annotation of a GenBank genome assembly. NCBI's taxonomy places the organism in Eukaryota, Fungi, Ascomycota, Eurotiomycetes, Eurotiales, Aspergillaceae.
AUGCACGCCUCCGUUCUCGUUCUCGGUGCCGUGCUGAGCACUCAGGCUCUGGCUGCUCACCGGCAGGCGGUCAUGCCGGCCUUUGGCAAGCGCCAGACCGGUGAGGCGUUUGACCCGAUUGAGGACGAGACGUGCCCUUCGGAUUGGCCCAUUUGCGGCAACAGCAACUUCUGCUACAAUACCGCUGAAGAUUACAUCUGUUGCCCGGGCCAGGAGCACGUCUGCCCUCCAGGAUCCUACUGUCUCCAAAACCCGUACUGCUGUCCUGACGGACUCGAUCCCGAAACCUGCGCAGAGGAGUUUGGAAUCACCCUGGACCCAACACCCACCGCCACCUCGACUGCCAGCACCUCGACCCCGGUGAUCCCCACCACGACAAGCAGCGCGACGUCCACCCCGACCAGCUCCUCUGCUGUUCCUCCCACCGGGACGGAGACUGAGACGCCCGAAGUGCCUGAGUUCACUGGCGCUGCGAAUGCCAAGAUUGCUGGAAGCGCGGCUGCCCUGUUGGGCUGGGUCGGUAUCUUCGGAAACCUUCUCAUCUAG